Molecule: messenger RNA, 5484 nt
Organism: Salvelinus namaycush (lake trout)
Lineage: Eukaryota; Metazoa; Chordata; Actinopteri; Salmoniformes; Salmonidae
Product: bromodomain adjacent to zinc finger domain protein 1A-like
Exons: 26
Coding region: 148-4662 (1504 amino acids)
Biological process (GO): chromatin remodeling
Molecular function (GO): protein binding
Source: RefSeq, a predicted model, not a curated record
CAAAUUUAUAGUCAACACGCAGUCCGUCCAGUGGAGAAGUGGGGCAGUCCGUUGACUUUUUGUAUUUUUCUCCCGCGGAUUAUUGUUUUAACGUUACAUAACCGAUCCGUCUCAAAGAGGACAAAUCGGAGACGAAGAUAAAGAAAGAUGCCGCUUCUCCACAGAAAGCCGUUUGUCAGACAGAAGCCCCCAGCGGACCUCAAACCAGAUGAAGAAGUGUUUCUUUGCAAAGUCACACAUGAAAUCUUCAGGACAUACGAUGACUUCUUUGAGAGGACCAUCCUGUGCAACAGCCUGGUGUGGAGCUGUGCGGUGACGGGCAAGCCUGGCCUGACCUACCUGGAAGCUCUGGACUGUGAGAAGAGAGGUCGUCAGAGCCUCCAGAGCUUCCCCUCAGCUCUGGUGAUCCCCCUGCUGCACCUCACAGCCCUCACAUACCGUACCCGGCUCCACGAGAUCUGUGAUGAUGUGUAUUCUUACGUCAAGGAGAGGUUCUUCCCCGGGGAGAUUGUGGACGUUGUGACCCGCUCCGAUACCAGGCAGUUAUGUGAAAUCCUGGAUGUGCAGUCUCCCCACCAUUCCAACGGGCUGGUCAAUGGGCAUGCCAAACUUCAGAUGGAGGGGGACUUCAUCGUCAUCAGUGACAGUGAGGAGGACGACACUCCUAAAAGCCCCAAAUCAAAGGCCAAUGGCAAGAAAAAGAAAUCUGUCAACCCGUCUGUGUUCAAGUACAAAGUACGGCCCAUCAAGGAAGGCAGUGUUCCCAUAUUCACCAAGGCUGGUCAGAUGAGCCGUAAGAAGAACACGUUUUCACGAGACAGACUAAAGCUGCUGCUCAAACAGCACUGUGAACCACAGAACGGAGUCGUUAUGAUCAAGGCAUCAACUGUUGCUAAGUACAAGUUGGCAGAACAGCACUUCUCCCAGUUUUUCCCUGACCAGCCGCCUGUGUUCGUCUUCAGUCCUCCUCCUAAAGGGCGGAGCAGGCCCAAGAAUGACUCUUCUCCUCUAGAGGCAGCAGAGGAAAAGCUUCGUCUGAUGCAGCAGAAAGAGGAGAUGAUGGCUACGGCACAUGAAAAGGCCAAUCGGGAGAGGGAAGAUGACCUGGGGGCCAAAAAGAAAGAGAAGGAGGACAAAGAAAAGAAGAGGGAAGAGAUGAAAAAGAUCUUUGAAGAGGAGAAGCAGAGGAGGAAAGAGGAGAAAGAACGCAUGAAAGUGGAAAAGGAAAAAGAGAGGGAGAAGCUGAAGGAGGAGAAGAAGAAAUAUGCAGAGAGACUAAAGAUCUGGAGCAAACCCAGAGAAGACAUGGAGUGUGACGACCUGAAGGAUCUCCCAGCCCCUGUCCCGGUGGAGACCCGUCUGCCUGCAGAGCUGUUCGGAGAUGCUCUCAUGGUGCUGGAGUUCCUCAAAGCCUUCGGAGAGCUCUUUGACCUCAAGGACGAGUUCCCAGAAGGCCUCACACUCGAGGUUCUGGAGGAGGCCCUGGUGGGGUCGGACCCUGAGGGGCCACUUUGUGAGCUGCUCUUCUUCUUCCUGUCGGCCAUCUUCCAGGCCCUGGCUGAGGAGCAGGAGGAGGUGGCCCGCGACCAGGUGGCGGAGGUUGAUGCCAAAGAUCUGAGUGAGGCUCUGGAUGAUGAUGCGGACCCCACCCAGUCUGCCAUCAGUGCUGUGGCUUCCCUGGCUGCUGCCUGGCCUCAGCUCUACCAAGGCUGCAGUCUGAAGCAGUUGGACCUGGACAGCUGUACUCUGUCAGAGAUCCUGAGGCUGCACAUCCUGGCAUCGGGGGCUGACUGCAACUCUGCCAACGCCAAGUUCCGCUACCAGAAACGUGGAGGAUUCGGCUCUACAGACGACCCCUGUGUUGAGCUAAGGCUGGCCAACCCUGGGUUGCUCAAGAGGCUGUCCUGCACUGCUGUCUACGACCUGCUGCCAGGUGAGAAGCUGAAGAUCCUCCAUGCGUUGUGUGGUAAGCUGCUGACUCUAGUGUCUACCAGGGACUUCAUAGAGGACAGCGCUGACGAGCAGAGACAGGCCAAGCAGGAGCUCAGGGAACUGAAGGCUGAGCAGCACCGCAAAGAGAGGGAAGAGGCUGCAAUCAGAGUCCGCAAGAGGAAGGAGGAGAAGUUAAAAGAACAGGAGAUGAAAUUGAAAGAGCUGCAAGAGAAACAUGAAAAGCUGAUGGAAGGAAGAAACGGCGACAUGAAAACUGAAGAGAUGAACACCAGCACUGAGAGCCUGAAGGAGGAACAUCAGACUGAAGAUGAGGAGGAGCAGACGAUCAACAGGACUAGGAAGAGUAAUAGCCUUCAGUCCUCUUGGCAUACUGCUAGCAAUCAUAGAAAGCGUUCACAUGUGAUGGGCAGCAAUCUCAAGGAGAAGCAGCCUAAAGAGGUGAGCGCUGAGCAGCAGCCGAGGGAGAAGGAUCUCCAGGAGCGCAUCCAGAAGGUUGCAGCCUGCACUUAUAUCCUCCCCCUGGGGCGCGACCGCCUAUACCGUCGUUACUGGCUCUUCCCCUCCACAUCUGCCCUCUUCGUGGAGGAUGACUAUUUCGGCCUGACUGAGGACAUGCUGGAUCCCCAGGAACCGACCUCUGAACAGGAGCCAGCCAAGGCUGAGGAGAUGGAGGUGUCUCAGAACGAGGCAGGAGAACCAGAGGACCUCUCCCAGACAGGCUCUACCCCAGACCCUGACUCCAAACCCAUCCUCCCAGCCCCCGUCCAGAGCAGCUCUGCUCCCCCAGUGAACCGUCCUAACCACUGGGCCUUCUACAGCAGUCCCCAGGAGGUGGAGGCACUGAUCGAGGCCCUGAAUCCACGGGGUCACAGGGAGAGCACCCUGAAGGAGGUCCUGGUGCAGGAGAAGGGACGUAUUGCACAGCUCCUCGGUACAGCAACUGCUGACCGCUACCACCAGACAGAUAUUAAACCAGAGGCUGGUGUUAACAAAGCUGUCUCAGCCAAGUCCAAGGCUGCUUCUGCUCCUCUCCCAGAGGGCACAGCGGCUCCUGCUGAGGACUUCAUGGGCAACAGGCUGAGAGACCUGUUGCUAGAUAUAGAGGACCGCAUCUACCAGGGUACACUGGGACAAGUCAAGGUGAUGGAGAGGAGUGUAUGGAGGAAAGCACUGGAGGAAGGCCACUAUGAACUACUGAGCCCUGAGCUGAAGGGGAAUGGUGUCACUAAAAGAGAGAACUGUGAUGUGGAGAACAUGGAAAUACAUUACUUGAAAAAAAACAGGUUACAGGUGUCAUUGUUCAGGGUACAGGAACUGAAGGGGGAGAGUAUGAGCACAGUGCCCACCAGCCCCAACACCCCUCAGAUGGUCAACAACACUGUCCACUACCUGGCUCAGGCCCUGGCCCACAUCCAACAGGGAAUUGAGAGAAAGUUCCUCAAGGCUCCACUGGGUGACGAAGACUCUAAAAAGGACCAGAAGGCAAAGAAGAAGGAGAAGAAAGAUGAGGAUCAACACAGUGAAGACGGUAGUGACAGUGGUCGGGUGGUGAAGACGGUCCAGGAGCGUUGGAGGGAGUCUCUGCUGGGUUGUUCCAGCAUGUCCCAGGUCUUCCUCCACCUCUCCACCCUGGAGCGCAGUGUCAUUUGGGCCAAGUCCCUGCUCAACGCCCGCUGCAAGGUCUGUCGCAGGAAGGGAGAUGCAGAGAACAUGCUGCUGUGUGACUGCUGCGACCGAGGACACCACAUCCACUGUGUCCGCCCGAAACUCAAGGCCGUCCCAGAAGGGGACUGGUUCUGCCCUGAGUGCCAUCCCAAACAGCGAGCCAACCGCCUCCCCUCCCGCCAACGGUCCUCUGUCGACUCUGAGGAAUUGGCGGAAGAGGAGGACUCUGAGGAAGAAGACUCUGGGGAGGAGACGACAGAGGAGAAGAGUGCCGCUAAAAAGGUCCGGACUGCUGUGCAACCUCCUGUGUCUACUACCAAAGGAAGUCGGUCGAACAGCAGGACCAACUCAAGUCAUUCCACCCCCCGGAGCCAGCAGACCACCCCCAAACAGGCCCUCUCAACUGGGAAGGGAGCCGCUUCCAGGUCCUCAGGGAAGAAGCCCACCCCAGUCUCCAAUGGCAGACCUCCACCACGGCCAGGCAGCAGAGUCAGCUCCCGGCUCAGUCAUGAGAUAUUGGCAACCAACGGUACCUCUAGCAGGCCAGGCAGCCAGCCUGCUCCAUCUCUCUCUCUGGCAGACUCCCGUAAAAGACCAAUCUCAGCAGAGGUCUCCCACAAACCCAGGCUGGUCCUGACUCCCUCAGUCUCAGGUUCUUCUUCCAAUCGCCGCAGCUCAGGGAGGAACCAAGGAGUCCAUGAGCUGUCUGCCUGCGAGCAGCUGACUGUAGAGCUAGUCAGACAUGAAGACAGCUGGCCCUUCAUGAAACUGGUGUCUAGGACACAGGUUCCAGACUACUUCGACAUUAUCAAAAAGCCCAUUGCACUGAGCACUAUCCGAGAAAAGGUUAACAACUGUGCAUAUAAAACAGCCACGGCGUACGUUGAGGACGUGGAGCUCAUGUUUGCCAACUGUUUACAAUACAACCCUCAGCACACAAAUGAAGCUAAAGCAGGAACAAGGCUCCGAGCCUUCUUCAACUCAGAGAUCUCUAACCUGGGGCUGGUGGACCGGACCACUCCACUGAAGCGGUCCCGGAUGUAAAGCUGACUGACUGAAACUACUUGGUCGUAUUCAUUAAUGCACACCGUAGCAAAAUGUUUUUUACCUGGAUGUUUUUCGACAAAAACAAGUUUCUUAUUGGACAAAUUCAGGUAGUCCCUUCCUGUUUCGCUUUUGUUUUCAUCCAUUUGUUUUCUAGUGAAUACCAUCAUUCAUUGGAAAGUCUGAACAUUCCCAAAGCAUUGUGCAGUGUAAUAUCAUUCCCUCAAGAUAAUGCAGGAACAACUAACUCGCUGUGAAAGUAUUUGCACUGAAUAUUUAAACUACUCUUUUCUAUUCGUAUUCACUCAGGGAAAACGAAUUGUGGUUGGAAAUACGUGUUUUUUUAACAGUGCAUUUUUAUAUUUUGUAUCUUGUGAGCAUUUCUAGUCUUUCUUUGUGCACAUACUUUUCUUCAACAAUUUCAGUUAAUUUAGAUGACUUAAGUAUUAGCUUUAAUAUGGACAGUUUUGCAUUUGUUCGUUUCACAGUAGUGAACAGUAAAAACAAAUUUUGCAUGGACUGUUUCAGGUUCCCAUCUUUCAGGGAAACACUACACUGGAAUCUGAUUUACUGUUCCUUAUUUCUUAUAAUUCAUUGGUUAUUUAUUUUAGUUAAGCUAAGAACUUGCUUUAAAUUAUAUUUUUAUAGAACAUAUUUGUUUUUGUAAAGAAUUAUUGGCAUAGUUUUUAGUUCAAACUAUAGAAAACUGUUUGUGGUAGAGUUUAAAUACUGAGUUUUGUCCCCCUAACUUUCUCACCUCUGCUUUUGUAUUUGCUAUCGUGUAUAUUUUCUAUAUGUAAAAAUAAAUUCACUGUUUUAAUA